Somion occarium is the source of this 1184-nucleotide messenger RNA. The record is from the annotation of a GenBank genome assembly. NCBI's taxonomy places the organism in Eukaryota, Fungi, Basidiomycota, Agaricomycetes, Polyporales, Cerrenaceae.
ACUCGAUAGGGCAUCUACUCUUCCCCUCAUGAUUCUCCUUCGGGAUGCAGCACCGACUACCACUGGGACGCUGGGUUUAUGGUCUGGAUCCGCAAACCAUAGUUUCCCUCCUUUUAUCUCCAUGUAUCCUUUUGGUCCCUUUGCCUCGGUCCCGACCGAACUACCUUCGUCGACAACGACAGCUUCGGUGUCUGCCUCGGUCCCAACUGAACCGCCUUCGCCAACAACGACAGCUUCCGAGUCGGGAAUCCUGAAGGCGUCUACCAUCGGAUUCAUUGUCCUUGGAGUUGUCAUCUUCUCACUGCAUGUUAUUGCACUCCUUGGGUGGUUAGUAUGGAGACGUCGGAAGAGGUGUCGGGCUCAAGCAGCAGUUGAUGUAUCGGAAAAGAGUAAAAGUUUGGACCUUGCGCAUAACGACAUCUCGACAAUCACCCCAUUCCCUAUCUCUUUCCCUACCCCCGAGCCAAACCCGGAUUCUACCUCACAGGGACAUGAUUUCGAAAGACUUAACGACAACGACCCCAUGCUCCUGAGACUCGCGUAUAAUGACUUGACUCAACGCGUUUCGGCGCCAGGACUUGAAAACCUAGCUAUACCUAGUGUCGCAAGCCCAUCUCAAACCACUGCAGGCGCUACAAUUGCGUCUAGUCCAUUGGCGACACCUUCCAAUCAGCCUUCUUGUAAUGAUACCGAUCCCCUUCAACCGACCCAAGCUGUUGCGUCUUCUAGCAACAAACAAGCAGCCAAUGCCAUUACACGCUCUGUCGCACGACCAGAUGUCUCGGACAACUUCCGAGGAGACGCAAUACCGGUUCAACCGAACACUGUCCCUGAGGGGGUGACUCAAGGGCAUAGGCGAGAAGCCGACGCUGGUGUACGGUUAACUGGAGGACCGAGGGAUGAAGCUUGGAACGAUGUUGAGAGUGAUAGCAUGACGCUUCCACCGGCAUACGGAGAUAUUGGACGAUGAGCAUCCUCAAAAAUUUAGCUAGCUUGAUGUGUUUCAUGACCUAAUACCGGCCUACGUACUAUAGCUAGUCCUUGGUGAGCUGGCUCUCGACCGAGUGUACUUAAUUCCUUAGGUGUAUUAGCAAUGUAAUGAACUGGAGGUCCGUUCCUCCUUAAUCUUGCAAGCACGGUGUAGAGAAAGCGCGUUGUGCGUCUGAACUGACCUAGAUUUAAAG